CGUAUCUCAGAAGAGGACACGGGGCCAAAGGACAUCCUCUCGCUGCCUGAGGACAUGCUGACACAGCCUGACCCAUGUCUGUUGGAAAAGCAGACAGUGAAGGCCAGGCACUGUCCACCAGAAGAGCCCCACAGAGACCCCCGAGGGACCCGGUGCUGCUGGCAAGCCUGUACCUGACACCCCAGCGUUGCUGUAUUUCCAGGUGACCUCUCAGUAGCCAGAGGCACCAACAGAACCACCAGGAAAGCUUAUCGCGACCGUGCUACUCAACUGGCCCCAGAGAAAUGUGUGCCGGUCCUGUCCUGGCAUGGGCCUGAGGAUGUCCGCCUGCCUCAGCCGUCCGGGCAGCAGCCCAGCACGAAAUCCGGAUCCCAGACCGCCUCUGGGAAGUGCUGAGCAGAAGGGAACCACCUGGCUUUAGGCACGAAUGACUUACCCUCCCCAAACUGUCCUCCCCUGCCGUGCACAGGGCCCGUCUGUCCAGCAUGCUGCUCAGGCUGGGUGUGUGGGGCUCAGAGGAGAAAGCACUGGCUGUCUGCAGGUCCGGGUUGCUUGCGCACCGUCCUGCGGGAGAACUCACGCCCCAGCCAUUCUGAUUCCGUGACUGCAGGCCUGCUGAGGGCCAUGUUGGUGUCCUGCAGGGACACAGAGGAGCCUCCCCAGGACCAGUAGGGGCAGCAUAACCCGGCCACUGGGAAAGGCUCCACUGAGGAGGCCAUUUGAAUUGGGUCAUGAAGGAUGCAUAGGAGUUCGUCAAGACUGUGGCUGUCGUAGGAGGGAAGGCUCAGUGUGGGGCUGAGUCAUUGUUAUGACUCAGCAAUGGGCAGGGUGAGCAAGAGCCCCAGACGGGGCUCCUCCAUGGGGGUCUGCUGAGUGUCUGCUCCUACCAGACCCCUCUGUAAGCCCCAGGAAGGUGCAGAACAGAUGGGUUUCCCGCCCACACGGAGCCAAACCUACCCUGUGCUUGCAACGGCGCACAAGUCUCAGACGAUGACGAUUGCUUCAGUGACAGGGACCCCAGCCGGGGUGCAAGGGCCGCAAGCUCAGGGACUGACCUCAGGAGGGUCCAGGUGAAACCCCGAGGGCAGGCGGUAUGAAGCAGAGGGAACAGCUUGUUCCCUGGGAUAGGAAUGAGCUAGGGACCAACUGAUGGCCAGUGCAGCUGGAGCAGAGUACAAGCUGGGGUCAGAGGGCCAGACGGGGCAGCUCGCAGCCUGAGCCCUGGGAAGUCUGUCCCCACAGGGCGGCAGGAGCCCAGCGCAGCCACGUGGUGAGGGCGCGCUGCUCAGCCAUCCUGCAAACAGAGCUCAGCAUUUCUGCGUGGGGCAGGGCCUCCCCAGGCUAGAGGGAGCAGGACAGAGAGAUGGCGCAGGAGCGGGCGGGGGUGAGGAGGGUCCCGUGUUUGGGCGGCGGUUACACACAAGCUACCUACGGGUGGAGACCGUGUGGUCACCCUCUGUGCUCACUGCCCCCGGCGUCACUCUGAAUCUUCAUCCUCUUGUGUGGCCAGCCGGUCCUGGCAAGUCCCCGGGCAUCAGCCCCGCCGCAGGCUGGUAGGUAAACACAGUCGGGACGCGUCCUCACCGUGUUUCCUGACACGGAGGGGCGCUCGGUGUCGAAGUUCGGCGACCCUGGCGGGAGGAAUCGGGUAGCGACGGCAGAGGCACGGGGCUGAGUCCACACCGAGCUGCCCUAAUCUUCGUGCCCUCCAGAGCUGCUGCCUGUUUGGACUGAGUCAAGGAAGCGGCCAGGCUACACGAGGCCGCACGGUGUGUCCUCGGGGCCUGUGUUCCGAUGUCAGAUUGACCCCACAGCCAUCUCAGCCAUCGAGGGACUCAACCCGCAGUCCUGAAGGUGAACGGAACCCCAGCAGGGUGGCCAUCCAUCCCGCAGGCCGUCACCAGCCCCUGCCUGCACACCGGGGCCCUGGAGGAGGCUGCGCGGUGACGGCGUCCGCCCGCCGCUCAGUCCCAGCGUGAGCUCCACCAGCGUCAACGGGCCCUGCGCGCACACGGCCUGGAGAGAGGGUCUGGACUCUGGUGUCGGUCUGGCUGGAUGAGCGCCGCGGCCGGUGCUCCAGGGGGCCGAAGCUUCCGCGAGUGUCUUCCAGAGUGUGGGUCCCAGCAGUGGGGAGCCAGCUCAGGCAGGCAGGAGGGCAGCACGGGCAGGUGGAGCCAAGAACUCAGGGCCACAGCCUCACCUACAGAGUUUGGACACCGUUCUAGACCUCGUGCAGCCAAGAGCUCCAAGCACGGCAGGACUUGUGGCAGCGAGAAGCCUGUUGACGUCCAAGCCCUGCGGAAGAAGGUCGGCAGUGUGACGUGCGGCCCGGCUGCCCGAGCCGUCCUCAGCAGCCUGCUGCUCUAUAUCACUGACCUCCAGGACAGGCCCCCGGAGCCGCUGCCCGCCAGGACGGCAGAGGGCGGGGAGAGCAGGGCCAGCCACUCGCCUGAGAGCCAGGACGCCCACCGGCGACCCACGUGCUUCCAGCUCCUGCAGGCCAAGUUCAUGGGCACAGGCCGUGAGUUCCGCCUCAAGAAGGCCCGGGAGGUAGGGAGGCUGAUAUCUAAGGACAAGCAGGGCCCCGGCAGGAGUCUGGUGACCGCUACCAUCAACAAGCUCCUGGACAAGGCCCGGGAGGGAGCCGGCCGCCCCAUGCAGGACCGGGAGCCGCCCCCCAGCCAGAAACCCCGGCAGGGCCUCCCCGCCGGGAAGGGCACCGUGAAAAACAUUCUGAAGAUAUUCUUGGCCGCAGAGAAGAAGGAGGUCUGUGAGGAGCCCACAGCGGCCAAGGGGCCUCUGCCCAAGCCCACCAAGAGGGGCUCCAUGCUGUCCAAGCUGCGGGAGAAGUUCGAGCAGAGUGGUUGUCUUUGCUCCGAGGCUGGCGUGCUGCCGCUCCGCACGGAGGGAAGGAAGAAGAACCUGGUGAGGAGGAAGACGCACCGGCCGGAGACGCGCACGCUCAGCACGGCCGCCAUUGCCAGCACCUGCCUCGGGACGCCGCUGGCCCGCUUCCUGGCCUGCACCGCGGAGCCUGUGCUGGCCUUCAACAUCGCCACUGUCGUCUGCGGCCCCCGGAGCUGGCUGUCCCACUGUGCCAAAAUCAGCCAUUCCCGGCAAGGGCAUGUGCUCCGGGGAGGAACAGGCGCGUCCCCCAGCAUGGGGGUCAUAGGAGAUGGACAGGGACAGCCUAGUGGGGAACCCACACAGCCUCCAGCACCCUGGGCCACGGCUCUUGGGGACAGCCUGGAAAUGGCAUUCCUGGGUGAGGGGACCAAGCCCAUCCCUGGGCUAGCCCCCUCUCCUGCCUCCCACAGGGGUGGGCCCCUUCCUGGCCAUGAGCCUGCGGGGUCGCUCCUCAAACCAGCCAGCCCAGAGCGUGCCAGGGCAGUGGGAGACGAUGGGACGGGGAGCCCCCCUGCAGGGGACACUGCACAGCACACCAUGGCGCCUGGGGAAGCUGGGCCAGGCCUGUGGCAGGAGCUCCAGAGCACAGGAGCCGGGAUGGCCCCCAAGUUUGCCCUGACGGUUUGCAGUUCUGAGGAUGAAACAGAAGGAGUGAGUCUAGGCUCGGAGGAAGACGUCCAGUUCGCGCUCCAGGAGACUUUCCCGGAACAGAAGGAAGCGGGACAUAUCCCGCCACUUCCAACGCCUGCGGUCCAGGCCCUGCAGGGCACACAGUCAGCCCUGGAGUCUCCCCAGAUAACUGUCACCCGGCCGGUCACAUAUCAAGUGCCACCAGCUCCUGCCACGCCGCCCCAGGCCGUGGCGUCUCCCCACGUGACUGUCCCACGUCUGGACACCUGCCAAGUGCCACCAGCUCCUGCCACGCCGCCCCAGGCCGUGGCGUCUCCCCACGUGACUGUCCCACGUCUGGACACGUGCCAAGUGCCACCAGCACCUGCCACGCCGCCCCAGGCCGUGGCGUCUCCCCACGUGACUGUCCCACGUCUGGACACGUGCCAAGUGCCACCAGCACCUGCCACGCCUCCCCAGGCCGUGGCGUCUCCCCACGUGACUGUCCCACGUCUGGACACGUGCCAAGUGCCACCAGCACCUGCCACACCUCCCCAGGCCGUGGCGUCUCCCCACGUGACUGUCCCACGUCUGGACACGUGCCAAGUGCCACCAGCACCUGCCACGCCGCCCCAGGCCGUGGCGUCUCCCCACGUGACUGUCCCACGUCUGGACACGUGCCAAGUGCCACCAGCUCCUGCCACGCCGCCCCAGGCCGUGGCGUCUCCCCACGUGACUGUCCCACGUCUGGACACGUGCCAAGUGCCACCAGCACCUGCCACGCCGCCCCAGGCCGUGGCGUCUCCCCACGUGACUGUCCCACGUCUGGACACGUGCCAAGUGCCACCAGCACCUGCCACGCCGCCCCAGGCUGUGGCGUCUCCCCACGUGACUGUCCCACGUCUGGACACGUGCCAAGUGCCACCAGCUCCUGCCACGCCGCCCCAGGCCGUGGCGUCUCCCCACGUGACUGUCCCACGUCUGGACACCUGCCAAGUGCCACCAGCUCCUGCCACGCCGCCCCAGGCCGUGGCGUCUCCCCACGUGACUGUCCCACGUCUGGACACGUGCCAAGUGCCACCCGCACCUGCCACGCUGCACCAGGCAUCAGGUGGUGGAGACAGAAGUUCUAGUCUUCUGAGUAGUGAAGGCAGGGGUCGGGGUGGGUUUGAAAGUGCUCGAGGGGCGUUUCCCAUGGGGACAGGAAGUGAGAACAUCCGAGCAGCCAGCACGGUUGGAGGCCCCCUCCAAGUUCUGAGUGUCCCUCCGGCAAGGGGUGCCACCAGCAUGGGUCAGGACCUCCCAGCGGCAGCCCCGCAACAAUGUCCCACCCAGGGAAUGGCAAACACCCACGAUUUUGGAGAUUCAAAGGAGCUCCAGCAUCCUGAGGGUCGGGCAGGAGAGGACGUGUCUGAGCUGGCCUGCAAGAAGCGUCAGUGGCCAGCAUCAGGGGACAGGCUGGUCCAUGGCAGGGACACCCUAUGGCAUCAUCCCAUGGCCUCAGGGAAUCGACAGACAAGGGACAGCCCCUCAGUCCCUGACCAUCAGCGAGACCUGCCUACCCAGGCAGGACACCCAGUGGGUGUCUCGGCAGCUCUGGGGGCCACCCCCAGCGACAGAACCCAGUCUGACAGUUCGAGCACUGGGGAAGAGAAGAUCCUGUGUGGGCGCGAGCUCGGGGGGCCGCCCCGAGGAGACUCCGCCCGGCCUGGCGAGCAGGCUACAGGGAGCACCAGCCCUGGCCUCGGCAGUGACAGCCCUGCCCCCUUCAUCGAACGUCCCCAGCCAGCUCCCGGAGCCCCCAGGUGGGAGGCAGCCACAAGGGCCACAGAGAGCCACACUGCACCAGCAGCAGGCAGCGUUCUGAAGUCUGUAGACAGCGUGGCCAGAGGGCGGGACCUAGCGCAGGAGCCAGGGGGCUGCCCCCUGCCAGCGUUCCCCAGCCUUGCAGCCGUGGCCCUGACCCAGGCCUCUAGCCCCCCGCACAGCUCCGCGCCAACCAGGUGCAGCGAGCACCUGCUCGAGAGUAGCACCCGUGUGGGUUUAGGGCAGCGCUGGCCAGAGCCCCCCGAGUCCCUGGCCGCUGUCCCACUGCAGGCGGCAGACACCCCGCUCAGACCGGCUGAGCCACGAGUGAGUGUCGUGGCUCAGAGCAAAGCUAGCGUGGUGGCAGGAGGCAGAGGGGUCCCAGUUGUGCACGGGAGCCCCCGGGGGGGGGUCAUGACCCGAAUCCCAGGGGGAGCUCCCCCCACACCCCUGGGCAGUGCUGCGGUGGAGCCUCCACCUUCUGGGAACCAACAGGCCGAGGAGGACAAGCACGUCCUGCCCAAAGAGCAGGUUCCUCCUGGUGCUGGGGCUCCCUGCCAGCCUCCACCACCUGGAGCAGCAGGAGGGCAGUGGGUGGGUGGGGCACUCCAGAAGGGCCCCGACCCCCCGGCACACUCACCAUCUGUGUCCCUCGUGAGGGCCGGAGUCCAGGACAGAGUCGAGGUUGGGGACAGGCAUCAACCACUGGCAGGCCGGGGGGCACUGGAGGAGGGGGCUGCCGGGCCUGUGAGGCUGGACGGUCCUCCAGACAGGGGCGUGGCUCUGUGGGGCCAGAAGGCUGGGCCACAGGCUAUAAAAAAGGGUCAAACACAGCCCAGGGAGGUCAAGGUGGGCCGUGGUGCUGAGGUGGGGGCCACCGAGGUGGGGACAGGUCAUCAGUGCACUGGUAAAGUUCCAGAACAUGCACGGGGGCAGAGGGCGAGGCCUGCUGAGAGACCCCCUUGGGGACAUAGUGCCCAGGAUGGAAAGAACCAAGAACCAUCCCCCCCAGAGAAGCCGGGGCACCCAGCACAGGCUCAGGCCGGCAGGACGGCACCCCACAUCGUGGCAGGCCCUGCCGACAGCUCGUCAGAAGCAGCAUCUGCUGCGGGUGGGAGCAGGAGGUCCUGCAGACCGGCCCCCAGGGGCAGCCAGGCAGAGGCCGGAGCCCCACACCAGGUGGCAGAAAGCCAGCCUAUAGUGGGCAGGAGCCCGUGGUCUUCUGGCCCCGAGCCAGCGCCUGGCUCCGCAGGGCCCACACCCAAGCCCGGGGGCUGCGAGAUGCCCUGUGCCCCAGCCCAGGAGGGACCCCCAGAAGCCCCGGAGGCAGAGAGCGGUGCGUGGGAGCAUGUGCGGCGCGGAAGGCUGGCGCACUUUGCCAAGUACAGAGCCCAGAGCUUCGGCGACCAGCGGUCCUUCGAUCUGUCCUUCCGACCCACAACCAUCAGGGCCAACGACACAUUCGAACUCCCCAAGUGAGGCCCCGGCUUCCGAACACGGACAUGCCCAGCACCUCUGUUUCCGCACCUCGUCGCGCCCAGACUGCUUCCCUCACACACGCGCGUCCAGAGCGCGGCGAGGAGGACCCCUUUCGCUCUUGGUAACUGGUCCUGGGAGGGUCUGCGUCCCCGAGCUGUGCAGCUCUGCACCAUCUUCCUGGGGCCCACGUGGCUUCUCCUCGGGGACGGAGCAGCAGCAGGACCAGGACGUCCAGGCGCUUGUCCCCACGGGUCCCGUUCUUCACGGUGCUCGAGGGUGCCCAGGUGCAACUGCUGUUUCCACACCUUUGCGCUUGCUGCUGAGCCUGUGGGCGUCUCUCCUGUCCGGCCUUGGUGCCUCGGGCCACCCGGCCCUUUGUGGAGUCAUCUGCCGGCCGCAGCCCCACCUCUCGGCACAGGCGCCAGAGCUGCCCGUGAAGAGCCCAAGGGGCGGGCUCUGGUGGAAGGAGCCCCGGGACACCUGCCUCGGCCCCACGGGAAGCCGCACAGGCGUGGAUGUUUCCAGACCCACAGUCCCAAGGAAACAGCCCUGUGGGUGCCGCUGGCUGAGGACGGGGAACGUCCCCAGAGCCACAUCCCGCGCCCGCCUGCAGGGCUGUCCCGCCUGUCCGUCCGCGUCCGUGGUUCUUCCUGCGGUCCUCGGUCCCUAAGCCUCGGCCUCUGCCGCGUCCGCCGUCUGGAAUCGUCAGGCAUCGCGUGGAAGUGCAGGGAAGGAAAUAAAAGGCCCCGGUAGUCACGUGGCCUUAGGGCAGUUUCUCCGACUGGGGCUGCUUCUCCCUCGCUGUCUCCACAGCACGGCCACGCUGGGGGCACAUCUCGUGUACGGUGUCCAACUCUCAACACUAUCGCCCACCAGGGUCAGGGCCGUCAGGUGGCCUCGGGCCAGCCGCCAGCUCUGGUGUGAGGGGACAGCGGGAGGGCUGCCCCACAGGCGCUGCUCUCAAGACCCCCGGCCGUGGGAGGGGCUUCCCGCGCCUCGAGCUCGCAGUGCUGUCCGCUCUGCUGCGGGUGAGCCACGUUCUCAGCAACGUGGCUGGUCCCGUAACCAAUUCAGCUGGUCCCGUAAACGCUUCCUUGAUGCCUCGGGCUGGAGCCGCGGGAUGUGACCGUGGUGCACGGAGGGUCUCAAGAGGCUAAGCAGGGGCCAGAGGGUCCACGCGGCCAGCUGUGCUCUGUUCAGCAGUGGACACACUGCCAGCUGCCCACCCCUCAGGCCAGUGGUUCAAAGUCUGGCGGAUGGGCACCUUCCACCACUGUGGGGUCACGAGUCCAGGAUCCUCAGGGGUUGCCAAAAUGUGCCGGGCCUCCUCCGUGGAGCAGCGACAGUGCUCCCGCUGCUCCGCGAGGGCCCGCAGCCUGACCCCAUGGGACAGACAGUUGCCUGUGUGCCCCGUGCUGCCCAUGCCCUCAUCUGGGCACCUGGGAGCCCUGGGGGGCACUUCGCCUGCUGCAUCUGGCUCCUACAUGGAGUUGAGGGCUGGCGGGGGACAGGGGCUGUCCCACCUCUGCCGGAGGAAGGGGAUCCCUUUCUGGGGGCUUGCAGGCUGGGGGGUCCGGUGCCCCUGCCCUGGGAGUCUCGGGAAGGCUGCACCUGGUGGGCUGGCUUCCUGGAGCCACAAACCCCGGGCAGCGCCAGUGCCCACACUCGGGUGCGGGGCCCCGCAGAGCCCGGCGGCCACAUCUGCUCACACCCGCUGCCGCAUCCUCCGAUGGGGACCACGAACCGCCACACCUGGCAGGGCACCGCCUUCUUCACUGCCCAUCCUCCUGCUCUGGUCCAGAGGAUCUGAGGCCAUUUGGCAAAGAAUGUGAUGACAGAAGAGAUAAAAAUAUUAUAUUCACUGCGUGUUCUGUUUUUAAAAUAAGCGGUGGGACUGUGUUGCUAUUUUUAAAUAGACCAGAAAGUCCGCUGGAGAAGGCUCAGAGCGGUGUGAGUCCAAGUGGGAACCAGAGCCUCCUCCAGAUGCAGCCUCCAACAGUUUGCACACCCAGCUCAGCUCCACGCCUGGCAAGCGCCGGGGGCGACAGUGACCUGCUCAGCCGGGGUGCCCUGCUCCCUGUGCACCAAGUCCGGCCUCAGGUGCCCUGCCUGGGCUGGAGCAGCUCGCUGUCGUGGGGGCUGGACGGAGCUCAGUGGGCGUUCCCACUACACAGAGGCCAUGCGGGCCCAGGACCCCCAUGGAAGCAGGUGCCCCCACAGGAGGAAGGCCCCCGAGCCCCCAUGCAGCAGAACAGUUGGUGGCAGAAGGGGGGCCGCCUGGGCCGUGGGCAUCGGGACAAGGGGGCGUGUGUAUGAGCCGGUCGGCCCAGGGGCGCACUGCGCUCUCGGGGCGGCCGUGGACACGAAGGCUUGCUUCAGCCUGCAUGGCUCCUUCUGAGGUUUACGGACCUCCCGGGUACCCAGCCUGCUGCGCUGUUGGGGAAUUCCUGCUGGUGAAAACUCCCAGGAGCCCGCCCGGGUCUCAGGUGCGCCAUCUGUGAGUGCCCGUGGUUAGGAUUCUGCCAACUCAGUGUCUCUUCCUUCUUUGAGUUUUGAUUUUGUAAUUACGUGAUUGUGUAAUAACCCACAGCUGUUUGAUUCCCCGUUCUAUUUUACCCCUUUUGUAUACAAGUAUCUCAAAAAUGGGUUUCUCUGGAAAAAACUACUAACUAUAAUUUGUUGUAUCUGUUGUGUUCUUCCCUUUGAAUUUUUACCAACUUUAUUCAGCGGGAGACAAUUUCAAAAGCAGAAAUAAAAGAUGUUUCCUGUCUCAGC
Molecule: messenger RNA, 9576 nt
Organism: Mustela erminea (ermine)
Lineage: Eukaryota; Metazoa; Chordata; Mammalia; Carnivora; Mustelidae
Product: proline-rich protein 36
Exons: 2
Coding region: 2056-6801 (1581 amino acids)
Source: RefSeq, a predicted model, not a curated record